AUGUCGGACACUCAUUCCCCGCCUCGACGCUCUGCUACCUUCCCGACAGAAGGCGAUUCAAGCCCUCAUUCUCCUAAAGCCAUCAGCUUUGCUGCUGCCCACACCUCUCCUUCUCGACCAACGACAGCUGUAAGCCGGCUUUCGGUUGAUGUAAUAGGCCACCCUCGGCAAGGAUCACUCGGUGUACUCACCAGAGCAAGCACCGAACCCUUGAGUCAUGGAGACAAAUGGGCUGACGCCUGGACUGACGUUCAUGAAGAGCGAUUGAUCCUCGUACAAUCGGAACUCAAGAAAGCGCAAAAGCGCUGGAGUGAGAGCCAGGAGAUAUGGCUUGAAGAGGAAAUGCAACUGCAAAGCCAAAAACGCAAGCAUCAGCGAGCACUCAAGAGCAAAGAGGAUAGCGCCCGUAAAGCUGCAAAGAUCUGGAAAGCAAAGACAUGGAAAGUGGGCUCCCGCAAGCCCAAGAGGAAAGGCUCCGCAAGCGAUGCCACAGGUAUUUCAGGCGGUGACACACCCAGUGACGACGAAGACGGAGCCGUACUCGAAAAGACCGACACCUCGUCAACGCUGUCGAAGGCAAUGCGCCGGCUAAGUCUGUCAGUCAGGUCAAGCAGGAAGGGCUCGAUCACGAAUACACCCUCAGCGUCUGGGGCUGUCAGCCGGGACGAUAGCCCCGUGCGGUGA
Molecule: messenger RNA, 684 nt
Organism: Bacidia gigantensis
Lineage: Eukaryota; Fungi; Ascomycota; Lecanoromycetes; Lecanorales; Ramalinaceae
Exons: 2
Coding region: 1-684 (227 amino acids)
Source: RefSeq, a predicted model, not a curated record